Messenger RNA from Schizosaccharomyces osmophilus, 789 nucleotides. It is a transcript of the gene rex4, whose product is annotated as exoribonuclease Rex4. Bases 1 to 789 code for a protein of 262 amino acids. The transcript has 2 exons. Gene Ontology annotation, molecular function: 3'-5' exonuclease activity; nucleic acid binding. Gene Ontology annotation, cellular component: nucleus. The record is from RefSeq and is a predicted model, not a curated record. Gene Ontology annotation, biological process: rRNA processing; ribosomal large subunit assembly. Lineage: Eukaryota; Fungi; Ascomycota; Schizosaccharomycetes; Schizosaccharomycetales; Schizosaccharomycetaceae.
AUGUCUUCCAAUUGGGAAAAAUUAAAAAAAAAAUUGGAUAGCACAAAAAGUGGACGAAUUGAAAAGAAAACCGGAAAAAACGAGAAACCAAGACAUAAGAAAGUUGUUCCGAAUGGAAAAGAAGGUGCUUCUCGAGAUGGACUACAGAUCAACGAUACGCGUACAAAAGAGUUGAAAGACUUUGCUCGAGAGCACGAUCUUCCUGAAUCACAAGUUUUUGACGCAUAUGGUGUGGAUGCUGGAAACCUGACACGAAAGACAAAUUUGGAAACUCUUGGAAAGUAUAUUGCAAUGGACUGUGAGAUGGUUGGAGUUGCUGAUGACAUGUCUGUGCUGGCGCGCAUUAGUAUCGUCAACUAUCACGGACGGGUUGUUUAUGAUACCUAUGUUCGACCAAAAGAACGUGUGACGGAUUGGCGAACUUGGGUAAGUGGUGUCAAAUCAUUUCACAUGCGAGAUGCUCCUCCAUUUGAAAAAGUUCAGAAAGAGGUAGCCGAUGUUUUAGAAAAUCGCGUUCUCGUGGGACAUGCGAUACAAAAUGAUUUAAAGGUCUUACUCUUAUCACAUCCACGUAGACUAAUUCGAGAUACAAGUCGAUUUUCUGGAUUUCGAAAAUUAGCAAAGGGAAAAACACCUUCUCUCAAAAAACUCGCUGAGCAGGUGCUCGGCAGAGACAUUCAAUCCGGUCAGCAUUCUUCUGUUCAAGAUGCUCAGGCGACGAUGGAUCUUUACAAACAUGUGAAAAAGGAAAUGGAUGAAGGUUAUUUCAAACGUGGGUUUAAAGGUUAA